AUAAUUGAGUUCACUGUGCAGGAUUGUAGUGUAAACUGAAGAUUAAGAUGGAGGGUUGGGUGGUGAUGUAGUUGUAGCUGCGGUUGUAAUGACAUUAACUUAACAUGUGGCGUCGUUUAUUCAUUCUCUUGAAUCGAGGAAAGUAGGGAGCAAUUCUGAGCAUAGUGCCAUUCAUGGAGGGAUCCAUCUUGUUUUUGCUUCAUCAAAAUGUUCCCUCUCCAUCCAUUUUCCAAAUCUAGCAUUCAUCAAACAACAUUUCUCUCUUCACCUCCACAACACUUCUCUCUCUUCUCAUUUCACCUAUGCAACUUACUCCAUCUUUAUGCUAACCGUUAAAGUUUUACUUCUUGUUCUUUGACUAGCUUCCCUUUUCUCUCUCUCUUUCUCUCUGAACUUGGUUUGCUUCUGUCUCAUAGAAAUCAGGGUUUAUCGGCUAGAUUGCCACCAUGAUAAAGCAAAUUCUUAGCAAAUUGCCAAAGAAGGUGCCAAAAUCCGACUCAUCAGAUUCUGCAAGGAGUGACUCUAGCAAUACUACUAGUUUUGGGAAUGUAUUUCAGUGUACAAAUGUCGGAAGCACCAUUUCAAGCAAAUUAAAUGUUGUGAAGAGGGUAUCUUCCGUUGUUUUCCCUGCAAGCAUGAGUGCUGGAGUGGAAGCAGUUGACCCCUGUCUGUCUUUCAAAGAUGUUUCAAAUACACAGAAGCAAAGCCUGUUCAUUAGUAAGUUAAAUCUUUGCUGCAAAGUUUAUGAUAUGAGUGAUCCUGAUAAGAACAGUACAGAGCAAGAUCUCAAACGACAAACGUUGUUGGAGCUUGUUGAUUUUGUUUCUUCUGGAUCGGUUAAGUUCACAGAGCCGGCAAUUGCUGCAUUGUGUAAAAUGUGUGCAGCUAAUUUGUUCAGGGUUUUCCCACCUAAGUUUCGGACAAGUACCACGGGUGGAGAAACAGAAGAUGAAGAACCUAUGUUUGAUCCUGCCUGGUCUCACCUACAAGUUGUUUAUGAUCUACUCCUUCAAUUCAUCAAUUAUAACUCCCUUGAUGUGAAGUUGGCAAAAGUGCAUAUAGAUCAUGCCUUUAUUUUAAGAUUACUUGACCUUUUUGAUUCUGAGGACCCUAGAGAAAGAGAUUGCUUGAAAACAAUCCUGCAUAGAAUCUAUGGGAAAUUCAUGGUUCAUAGGCCUUUCAUUCGGAAAUCCGUUAGCAACAUCAUCUACCGGUUUGUUUUUGAGACUGAGCGGCAUAAUGGAAUCGCUGAGCUGUUGGAGAUUUUUGGGAGUGUUAUUAGUGGUUUUGCUUUGCCAUUGAAGGAAGAGCAUAAAAUAUUUUUGUGUAGGGCUUUAAUUCCUUUGCACAAACCUAAAUCUGUUGGCAUUUAUCAUCAACAGUUAACAUAUUGUGUUGUACAGUUCAUAGACAAGGAUCAAAGACUGGCUAGCACUGUGAUAAAGGGACUAUUGAAGUAUUGGCCAGUAACAAAUAGCCAGAAGGAGCUAAUGUUGAUAAGUGAGUUGGAAGAGAUUUUGGAAAUGACUAGCAUGGCUGAGUUCCAGAAGAUCAUGGUCCCGCUGUUUCGACGAAUGGCUUGCUGCCUUAAUAGUUCUCAUUAUCAGGUGGCUGAGCGAGCUCAUUUGCUAUGGAACAAUGAGCACAUCCUGAAUCUGAUAACGCAAAACCGACAGGUGAUACUGCCUCUAGUGUUCUCAGCCAUUGUACAUAAUGCAGAAAGUCACUGGAACCAAGCAGUGCUGAACCUGACUCAGAACAUAAGGAAGAUGCUGUCUCAGAUGGACGAGGAGCUGGUGGAUGCAUGCCAACGCAGGAUUGAGGAAGAAGAUUCAAGUGCAAGUGCUGCAGCAGAGAAGAGAAGACUAACAUGGGAACGCCUAGAAGCUGCUGCUGCUGCUACUGUUACUGCUACUUCUAGUGUCCAAUAUGAAGGUGGUGGUGAUGUUUUAGUCCCAGUAAAAUCUGCUACAUGCUCAGUGGCAUGCUAAUUACUAGUGGUGGUGUGGUUCUUGAGUUUUAUAAUUUGGCAAUAGGGUAUGUAUACAAAUGGUACCCUUACCUUACCCUCACUCAAAUUGUGCUGAGUAGUAGGUGAUAUUAUUAUUAUUAUUAUUAUUUUAUA
This is a messenger RNA of Cajanus cajan (pigeon pea), 2125 nucleotides long. Its product is annotated as serine/threonine protein phosphatase 2A 57 kDa regulatory subunit B' kappa isoform. Lineage: Eukaryota; Viridiplantae; Streptophyta; Magnoliopsida; Fabales; Fabaceae. Gene Ontology annotation, molecular function: protein phosphatase regulator activity. The record is from RefSeq and is a predicted model, not a curated record. Gene Ontology annotation, cellular component: protein phosphatase type 2A complex. Gene Ontology annotation, biological process: signal transduction.